Trematosphaeria pertusa is the source of this 1842-nucleotide messenger RNA. RefSeq lists its product as uncharacterized. NCBI's taxonomy places the organism in Eukaryota, Fungi, Ascomycota, Dothideomycetes, Pleosporales, Trematosphaeriaceae. Gene Ontology annotation, molecular function: glutaminyl-tRNA synthase (glutamine-hydrolyzing) activity. The record is from RefSeq and is a predicted model, not a curated record. Gene Ontology annotation, biological process: mitochondrial translation; glutaminyl-tRNAGln biosynthesis via transamidation. The transcript is spliced from 3 exons. Bases 1 to 1842 code for a protein of 613 amino acids.
AUGCUCGCCCACAACACCCGAACGGCUUUCGCUAUCUUCUCAAAACGGCCUUACAUAUGCCAAUCAUGUCUGCGCCGCGUGGGGAAAGUGCCAUUGGCUUCAACCCGAGCCCUCGCCGCAACCUCAGUUCGAGCUCUUCAAACCGAUAGCGAACCACUGCCGAAUGACGGCGCACCCUUCCGAAAGCUCCUAAAAGAUGCCGCAAAGCAGAAGAAGAAGCAAGAUCGAGCUACUCCCAGCUCCUCCAAGCCGUCGUCGAAAGGAAAAGAUGCUCGACUAGAGAAGUGGGAGCUCACAGUCGGCAUUGAGAUACACGCAGAGCUCAACACGGCGCGGAAGCUCUUUUCCAGCGCUGCAACAUCCAUCAACGAGACGCCCAAUACUCAUGUCUCUCUAUUCGACAUCGCUUUCCCCGGCAGCCAGCCGCAUUUCCAGAAGGAAACGCUCAUACCCGCACUGCGCGCCGCCCUGGCUCUAAACUGCGAGAUCCAGCACAAGAGCAGCUUCGAUCGGAAGCAUUACUUCUACCAGGACCAGCCUGCGGGUUACCAGAUCACACAGUACUAUGAACCUUUUGCCAGAAAUGGCAGCAUCACACUCUAUCCGCACGACUUCCCCGCCGGCGCCUGUCCUGAAAAUGUCCCCAUCACCAUUGGUAUCAAGCAGAUUCAGAUGGAGCAAGAUACAGCCAAGACCGUCCUACAACCCCCACACACCCACCUCCUCGAUUUCAACCGCGUGUCGCAUCCCCUCAUCGAAAUCAUUACACUUCCACAGAUACACGAUCCCACAACCGCGGCGGUAUUGGUUCGGAAAAUACAGACAAUCCUGAAGACUGUAAAUGCCGUCACAGCGGGUAUGGAGAUGGGUGGUCUUCGUGCUGAUGUCAACGUGUCCGUCCGCGAAAGGAAUGGCAGUUCAACCGAGCAUGGGCAGUCAUAUCAUGGCGUCACUGGGCUGGGUCAGCGGACGGAGAUCAAGAACCUUGCAAGCGUAAAGGCCGUUGAGGACGCUAUUGUUGCGGAACGCGACCGACAAAUUGAUAUCCUUGAAAGUGGCGCUAUUGUUGAGGGCGAGACGCGCGGAUGGACACUAGGCAGCAAGUCGACGAAGCGCCUGCGAGGCAAGGAAGGCGAGAUUGAUUAUCGCUAUAUGCCCGACCCCGAUAUCGCCCCUGUUGUGAUCGGGGACGACCUUGUAAACCAUCUUCGGCAUACCCUGCCCAUGCUGUCUGACGAUUGCGUGAACACGCUGGUUGAUAGCGAGAAUUACGGGCUUACUUCAAAGGAUGCCAGUACCCUCUUCCUCUUCGACGAUGGCGACCGCUUGGACUACUACUUUGACGUAGUGGAGCACCUACGCCAUACCUUCCCCGGGCAUCCGGACAUUCUAGCACGUGUCGGCAGAGUAGCAGGUAACUGGGUUCUCAUGGAACUUGGCGGCCUCCUCAAGGGCGAAGAAUGGUCCGAAAAUCGAGUUUCUUCGGUUCAGCUCGCUUCCAUCAUCGCACAUCUUCUGCGCAAACAAAUUACCAGCCGAACCGCGAAACUCUUGCUCUCUUUGAAAUUCGAUGGUGACGCUCGCUCGGCGGAGCAGAUCAUUGCCGACGAAGACAUGCUUCUACGACCACUGUCCCGUCAGGAGUACCUGGACUUGGCUCAGAAGCUGUUAGACGAAAAGGCGGAUAUGGUAAAGGAUAUUGUGGAAAAGCAGCAGCACAAGAAGGUGAAGUGGUUCGUUGGGCAAAUGAUGGCGAGAAGCGCUCAAGGAACAGUGGAACCGGAUUCUGCCGAGGCGGUUCUCAGAGAGCUGCUGCAACUUGCUCCUAUGGAACAGAAGUAG